Dermatophagoides pteronyssinus (European house dust mite) is the source of this 1113-nucleotide messenger RNA. RefSeq lists its product as uncharacterized. Gene Ontology annotation, molecular function: RNA polymerase II cis-regulatory region sequence-specific DNA binding; DNA-binding transcription activator activity, RNA polymerase II-specific; protein heterodimerization activity. Gene Ontology annotation, biological process: regulation of transcription by RNA polymerase II. NCBI's taxonomy places the organism in Eukaryota, Metazoa, Arthropoda, Arachnida, Sarcoptiformes, Pyroglyphidae. Gene Ontology annotation, cellular component: nucleus; CCAAT-binding factor complex. The record is from RefSeq and is a predicted model, not a curated record.
AUUUGAGUUGUGUGCUCAUUUUGUAUUGAUUGAUGUUGAAUCAGUUUAUUAAUUUUGUCAAAUAAUUACCAUCAGAUUCUAGAUUUAAUAAUUUAUUCUAAACAAUGGAUUCAAUAUCGAAAAAUGUUUCAACUGAAGCCAUACAAAUGUUGGAAACAUUUUGGAAGCGUGAAUUGUUAUCCGUACAGAAUACAACCUGUAAUGAUUUCCGAAAUCAAGAAUUGCCGUUAGCUCGAAUCAAAAAGAUAAUGAAACUAGAUGAAGAUGUCAAGUUUGUUUCAAUUGCCAUUAUAAAGAUGAUCUCCGGUGAAGCGCCUGUCUUAUUUGCCAAAGCUGUUGAAAUGUUCAUAUCAGAAUUAUCAUUACGUGCAUGGAUUAAUACCGAAGAAAACAAACGACGAACAUUACAACGUAAUGAUAUAUCAACAGCCAUAUCUAAAUAUGACCAAUUUGAUUUCCUUAUCGAUAUUGUACCACGUGAAACCAAACCAAUUAACAAAAAACCAGAUACACCAUCAUCAUCACAUUUAUCAAAUCAAAUUGCCAACCAAGAUCAAUAUAAUUAUCUGGUACAAAUUGCUCAAACGUCACCGACAAUACAUCAUCAAACCAGUGCUGGACAUCCGAUACAAAUCAUUCAAACAUCACCCAAUCAACCAAAUCAAUUCGCUUUAUCACCCCAGCUUAUUCAAGUUCCCGUUCAAACAACAUCAUCAUCAUCAUCGACAUCUAAUCAUCAAAAUCAUGAUGCUCAACAAAUUGUUAAUCAUAAUUCUCAAGUACAACAAUUACCAAUAACAUUGUCAUCACAACAAUAUCAAACAUUAAUACAGAAUCAAUCAUCUAAUCAUCAUCAACAAAUAUUAUUACCCGCACAAUAUAUCACUACCAAUAGCCAAGGACAAAUGGUUCAAACAUUAAUAUCAACAUCAUCGACAGCAUUGAAUAAUACAACAACUAAAAUUAUAACACAACAACAAAGACAAACUCAUUCUAGAAUUUCACAAUCAAGAUCAUCUUGAUUGUCGGUUUUUUUUGUUGUAAAAAUGAAUAAUGAAAUGUUUUUGUAAAAAUUAAUUCAUAAUUUUUAUUUUUAUGAAAUUAAUUAAUCAA